This is a messenger RNA of Ilex paraguariensis (yerba mate), 1822 nucleotides long. The record is from the annotation of a GenBank genome assembly. Lineage: Eukaryota; Viridiplantae; Streptophyta; Magnoliopsida; Aquifoliales; Aquifoliaceae.
AAGACAAAAGGCGCGAGGCCUCAGCUCCUUCGCUUAGGUUUCCCUAUGUGCUUUCUUUUCAAGGUGAAAAAUUCUGGUGGAAUUGAAGGUUAGUUCGGUAGUUCUUUGAGUUGGUUUUAAGACCUUCUAUUGUUUGCACAUUUUUGUGGAUGAAUUUGGUUAAGAUGUUUCUGGGUCUUCCUUAAAUUUGUAAUAAUUGUCAUGGAGGGUUAGGAAUAUUUUUGAUAUAUUCUCAUAUUUUGAGUUUCGGUUGAUUACUCUAAUUGAAAUCUAAGGGGGUUUAUGUUGAUAUUUUGAGUGGAUUUCUUGAGGAUUCUGUAGAGAGGUUUAUUGUUUUGUAUCGUCUGAUAAUGCCGUCUACAGAGAAUCAGGGCUCUCCUAUUCCUUUUGCCUCAUUUCGUCGCCCCAUCUUGAGUAUUAGGAGUGAUCGGGUUCAUUCCAUGGAAUCGGACCAUGAUUCUAGUGCCAAAGAGUCUGAGAUUGAUUCAUUUCAAAAGCAAGUUUUCAACCGAUUUCAAGGUCUUUCAGAUGUUAAUGCUGAUGAAUUCCUCUCUAUUACAUGGAUACGGAACCUACUGGAUGCGUUCAGUUGUUGUCAGGAUGAGUUUAGGGUAAUCUUGUGCAAUAACAAGGCCCAACUCUCAAAACCGCCUUUGGAUAGGCUCACUUUUGAAUUUUUUGAAAGGAGCAUUAAGGCUCUUGAUAUUUGUAAUGCAACUCGUGAUGGAAUUGAGAAGAUCCGAGUGUGGCAGAAGCACUUGGACAUUGUUCUUUGUGCUCUGGAUUCACAGCAGAUGGUGCUGGGUGAAGGCCAGGUUCGUCGAGCAAGAAAAGCUUUGAUGGAUUUAGCACUUGUGAUGCUGGAUGAGAAGGAAACUGGAUCUGUCUUUUCACACCGUAACCGGUCUUUUGGACGUCGUAAUAAAAGCAAGGAUCACCAUACUCGUCAGUCUGGGCACUCGCGUUCUCUCUCUUGGAGUGUGUCUCAUUCUUGGUCAGCAGCUAAGCAGCUCCAGGUAAUCUCAAACACCUUGAUCCCACCACGUGCAAAUGAGAUUGUGGCUACUAAUGGGCUUGCUAUCGCUGUCUUCACAAUGAGUUACGUGCUCAUGUUUGUGCUGUGGGCUCUUGUUGCUGCAAUCCCUUGUCAAGAUCGAGGCAUUCAAAUUCAUUUUUCAAUUCCGCGGCAAUUCCAAUGGGGUAUUCCAUUGAAUCUGCUUCAUGGUCGGAUAAUGGAGGAAUCUAAGAAGCAAGAUCGACGGAAUUCCAAUGGGUUAUUGAGGGAGAUUUAUCAGAUUGAGAAGUGUGUUCAUCGCCUGACAGACUUGUUAGAUGCUGCUCAGUUUCCGCUAAAGGAGGAACAGAAGGAAGAAUUGAGUCAAGGAGUGCAGGAGUUAUCAUCUGUAUGCAGUGUUUGUAAGAAUGUGAUGGAUCCAUUUGAGCGCCAGUUGAGGGAAGUCUUUCGUCAGAUUAUGAGUUGCCGGACUGAGGGUCUUGAAUUCUUGGGUGUGGCAAACUCUUAGUAAUUUUAAUCGGUAAAAAACCGGUGAGUAUCAAAUGUAAAAAUUGGCGAAUAUAAAUCAUCUUAGUUUCUGCCUGUCUAUCUUAUGGAUGAAGGCCCAGAUUGUCAGCAACAAUAAUGCAUUUAGCAGGUGACUUUUUGUAUUUAUCUGCAUACUCUUGUGUAAAAUAGAUCAUAUUUCAUAUAGCUGUCCUGUUCCAUGGGCUUUGUUAUUUGGCUUGUUUUCUCUUUCUUAUAUUUUGGGGGUUGUUAUAUAUCUUUUGGGUCAUGUUGAGUGAACAAGUUUCUUGUGUUGGGAAG